This is a messenger RNA of Stomoxys calcitrans (stable fly), 809 nucleotides long. RefSeq names its product superoxide dismutase [Cu-Zn] (gene Sod1). The transcript is spliced from 3 exons. NCBI's taxonomy places the organism in Eukaryota, Metazoa, Arthropoda, Insecta, Diptera, Muscidae. The record is from RefSeq and is a predicted model, not a curated record. Bases 94 to 555 code for a protein of 153 amino acids. Gene Ontology annotation, molecular function: copper ion binding; superoxide dismutase activity. Gene Ontology annotation, biological process: removal of superoxide radicals.
AUUUCAUUUUAUUUCAAUUAACUACCCCAACCAACAAGGCAGGAGACUAAAAAUUAUUUAAUUUAUUACGACCUGAGAACGUCAAGAAAAAAGAUGCCUGCUAAAGCUGUGUGUGUUAUCAACGGUGACGCUAAGGGUACUGUGUUCUUCGAACAAGCCGAUGAGAAUUCACCUGUUACUGUAACCGGCGAGGUUACUGGUUUGCCCAAGGGUCUACAUGGUUUCCAUGUUCACGAAUUUGGUGACAAUACCAAUGGCUGCAUUUCUGCCGGCCCACAUUUCAAUCCCAAGGGUAAGGAACAUGGUGCACCUUGCGAUGAGAACCGACAUGUUGGUGAUUUGGGCAAUGUUGAAUCUAGUGGUGAUGGUCCCACCAAGGUUAACAUUACUGACUCUCAAAUCAGUUUGUUUGGUGCCAAUAGCAUUUUGGGUCGCACAGUUGUUGUUCAUGCCGAUCCCGAUGACUUGGGCAAGGGUGGCCAUGAAUUAAGCAAAACAACUGGUAAUGCUGGUGCUCGCGUUGGUUGCGGUGUCAUUGGAAUUGCUAAAAUCUAAAGACAAUAUAUUAUUUGUUAUCUUUGUAUAAUGAUGAUGAAGAUUUCCAUUUGAGGUACAUACGUUUCUGUUGUACUAUUUUUAAGUUCACGUUUUCUACCUUUACUGAAGCAAGCUCUAUAAUUUAAUUAUAUUGCUCUUCUAGAUUCCUUAUUUAACCGAACAUCAUAUAUAAAAUGUAAACAUUCUAUAGCACAGAAUAAUUGCAAUAUGCUCUGAAAUAAAACUAUUGGUGUAAAAAAGGUGAAAUUAAA